Molecule: messenger RNA, 3478 nt
Organism: Caenorhabditis sp. 36 PRJEB53466
Lineage: Eukaryota; Metazoa; Nematoda; Chromadorea; Rhabditida; Rhabditidae
Source: the annotation of a GenBank genome assembly
AUGCCGGAAAACAAAACUGCCCGCCCAUCGGCGGCAACAGCCAAGUAAGUCUAUUCAAACACUGAUUGUCAGAGAUUACAAGUAAAUUUUUCCAGAAACAAUAACAAAAAAGAGAAUCCGCCGCCAGAAAAUUGUUUUUUUCUCGGAACGGUAGACUUGACGCUAGAAAAAUGGAUAAAGGACCCGACUGUGAGUUGAAUAUUCGGAAUAGUCAGUGUAAUGUAGAGAAUUCAUUUUAGAAAGACGCGGCGAAGACAUAUACGUACUUGCCGACGGAUCACAUCAUUGAUGGACGGGUGAGCGUUGAAAUUUGGAUUAUCCCGAUCAUUAAUUGUAUUUCAGUGCUUUUUCAAUCUUCUGUCUCUCCCACAGGCCAGGAAACAAGUCGAUCGAGCUCUCCGUCGCCAAAGGGAGGAGGCCAAGAGAGAUUCGUCUGUGACUCCCGCGACGCCCACAACUGUGCCACCGAAGCCCCUAGUUGUGGUAAGUGCCCAGUCUUUAUAACACUGUCUUUCUUAUAGGUUACCCAUUAUGGCUUGGCGUUCAGUUGCUGCAACUGUUCUCUAGAGAUUUUCUUUGUUUCAUGACUAGUUCUUGAUUUUAAUGUUCACAUUAUUACGCUGUUGAGAUCUAUUGUUGCUUUCAGGUGAAGCCACUCGAUGAGGACAUAUGCAUCCGUUUCGGACACAAUGGAAUGGAGUACAACGUAAGUUGUUCACAAAAAACCGAAGGAUUGUCUGUACUGUUCAACUUGAGGUCUCUAAAGUAGAAGUUUUCGAUUUGAAAGUGACGAAAGUUCGCUGUCACUGGCCCCUGUGGUGCAAGAAGAACAAUGUACCUCUUCCCGUUCCGAAAAAGGCACAUACGGCGAUAAUCUCAGCGGAAUCGUCUAGUGAUGUUGGUACAAGCGCAAGUGAAGCUCGAGAAGAAUCUCCGAUCGUCGUGGAAGGACCAGCGGAGGAGGCGUGCGCCAGCACUCAACAAUUGCAGAAGAAGAAAAAGAAGUCAAAGGAGAAGAUGGUCGCCAUAUCCGCGAAUGGAGCGGAGCAAGUAUGCCCUCCUGAAUCUUCUUCCGAACUGUCCACGCUUCGGCACCGUUCACCCUGCUCCCUAUCGAACGAUGGCUUUGCGACGCCAGCAGCACGGAAACAGACUCCGCCAGAUGAAGGAAUCCAUACGACGUCCGCUCCCUUUUCAUUUGACAAGCUUCUCGCGUCAAGAGAAGCGGAGAUUGUUUCUUUGAAGGCACAAUUAAAGGACACGGCAAAGUCAUUGGACGAAACGGUGGUUCGUCUGAACCGGUCCCAAGAAGACCUCCAAAGAUGCCGGCAAGAGCUAAGCCGUGAAAAGAGGAGAAAUGCUGAUCCGUUCAUGACGGCGACCGGGCAGCUCGCCAUGUUUCAGAAUCAAGGACCAUCAACCGGCGAGUCAUCCACACAAAACCUUUGAGUUGGCAAUUAUCUCCUCUACCUGUUUUCUUUCUGUUUCUGGAUAUACGUCACUAGUUUUCGCUCUUCUUUUUUUCCUUCUUUUUUCAUAACAUUUCAAUCUCCCUGUUCGAUCAUUUCCUUUCUACCGGAUCUAAACUAAACCACAUUUCUUCUCUCUUUUUAUUGGGAAAAGGCUUUAUCACAAUGAAUGUUUCACAAAUUCGAAUUGUUUCCUUCUGUUCUCACCACCAGUUUGUUUAUAUUGACAAUUGAUAUAUCUUUUCACAUUGUUUAUUCAAUUCAAUCACCAUGAAUGUCCCCUUUCUCGUUCAAUGUUUAUAUUUUCAGAGUCACUGAAAACACCCGAUUUCUUCAAAUGAUGUCUGCUGACGACGACAAUUUUAGGUAUCUGAUGAAGUGAGCAAUUUUGAAGAUCACGUCAAUUUUUCAGUCGAAACUAUUUCCUUGCCGCGAUUAGCGACAGAAAAACAUGGGAAAUUGAAGAAGUUAGUUAAAAAGCACAUUCAAGAAGGAAAUUCGCAAACAUCGCUUUUCCAGGGAUCGACUAAGGAGGUGGUCCACUACUCGCCGAGCUACCAUCAACUCAGCGAAACUGUCAGUGAAAAAACGUCUCAAGUAUUUCCGGCGUUUGCUUUUUCAGGAUUUUGAAGCUUUGCUCAACCUCGACGGUGUCAAGAAAGAGGUUCUGAAGAACCAGAAGCUUCGCCCCACGGUCGUCAGUCGUUUCAACCUUGACGCGAAACACGUCUCCGACCACAGAAUGUACGAAGGGUGUGUGCCGUAUGCAGUGGUCAGUCACUCCAACUUCAACUAUCCACAGUUGUAUUUUCUUGCAGGCUGAACAUUUUGUGAUUGCACUCGAAGAAACAAAGAAAAAGCAAGUGCACAUCGUAUGUUUGAGCGUCAUACAUACAGUUUGAGCUAAAUUUUCAUUUUCAGGUCAAAAAGAUCGAGAUCAUAGAUGUGGAGAGAAGGAAGAUCCUGGUGUAUUGGCCGUCGAUGGAGUUGUCGGAAAUGAGCACGCUCUCAGGGCCUGGAGGCCGCAGUCAGUUUAUCAGGAAUACUUGUAGAUUUUGAUGGAUUCUUGCAGAGGAACGUCCUGAUAAACUGAACAAAGGGAAACAAAGUGGGACGAGCCAGCCAGCAGAAGACGUCGAGGACGUGGAUGUAUGCGGCGACGAUUCACAGCGUGCUUCUCCCGAGCCGAGCACGUCGUCGCAAAGUAGCAGUUCAAGAACGACUCGGAAGAGAAAGAACUUCUUCAUGUACGUAGAGAAAGAGGAAGUUGUACCUGAUCCGUCCCGACCAAGAACUUCCGCGGAAUUGUUUGAAAAUGGAAGAAAGACCCGGAACUCGCAGAGACUUCACGGUCUCGAGGUUGAUGAUUCUUUUGAGCAAAUAUUGGGAAGCGUGCGCCUAGAACCAGAUGUCGUUCACCUAGAAAACGAAAGGAAAAAGCUGAAGAGAAAUGUGGAAACGGCGAAAGAAGGGCCGAUUGAUGAGCCGGCCGAUGCUAAGGAAGAAGGAACUAGUCAGUGCGUUUCUUCUGCGUCGACCACAAGUUCGAAAAGAGCAAGAUACUCGUCGCACAAUAAAGAAUCCGAAGAUUCAUGUAUACUGGAGGGAGAAAGUGAGCAGGACGAGGAAGAGGACGAUGAGCCGCCAAUCAAAAAGAAGAAGGUCAUUGUGACUGACGGCGACGACGAUCAUUAUCCGGAAGACGAAGAAGACGAAGAAGAAGAAGAAAAGGAAGAAGAGAAGGAAGAGGAAAAAGAGGAAGAGAAGGAAGAAGAAAACGAGGAAAAAGAAGACAACGUGGAGCCCCCACGUGAGCCGGUGCGAGCUCCUAAUUUGCUAGAACGUGUCGAGCAAAUCCAGGCAAGAUUGCCAACCGUACAAAUGUUGGAAGACUUGAUCAUUCGUGUUGUGUGAGUUGAUACACCUGCUUCUUCAUUAUAAAUGUUAGACAUUUCAGAAGCGGAGAAGACGUCUCGAAUGCCGACAUGAGACGAAUGUUCGGACUUUGA